UGAAAUAUCUGCACGUGAGAAUCUCCAUAGAACAAAAAGUGUCUGUGAGAAAGCUUACCUAACAGACAAAGAGGGGCGAGAAACAUCAAGUCACUGAGCCAUCUGAGAAUAACACCUCGUGACUCUUGACACCUUGAAGAGCUACCCGUCCCAUACAACAUGUCGACAGAAAAUAUCCCAGCAGCAGCGAACAUCAUCUCUGGCAAAGUCAAGUGGUUCAAUGUCAAGCAUGGCUACGGUUUCAUUACAAAGGGAGACUCCUCUGAGGACAUCUUUGUGCAUCAGACCGCCAUUAUAAAGAACAACCCUCGCAAGUACCUACGCAGUGUAGGCGAUGGAGAGGACGUUGAAUUCAUUGUCAUUCAGGGCACCAAAGGCCCAGAGGCAGCUCAAGUGACAGGACCCAACGGCUCGCCAGUUCAGGGCAGCAAAUAUGCACCUGACCGUCGUCAAGGGCGUCAGAGACCUCGUCGUCGAGGACCACGUCCCACAACUCAGGACAGUCAGGGGGAGGACAAGAUCGAGGGCAGUGAAGAUGCCGAGGGUGAGCAGGUGGACCGCCGCCGACCCAGAGCCCCUCGCCGAAGAAUCAGAAAACGCCGUGGCCCACCCAAAGAUGACAGCCAGACUCAAGAGGAUGGUCAAGGUCAGAAGGAUGAGUCUGGUGCCCCCAUACAGCCACCUCGGAGAAGAAACUACCGACCCAGACGUCACUUUGACGAUCAGCAGCAAGGUGGUGAGGGUGAAGGAGAAGAGGGAGGAGAACCACGAGAGCCACGGAGAAGGAACUACCGACCCAGGCGCACCAAUGAUGAUCAACAAGGUGGUGAGGUCGUAGGUGAGGGUGAGGAAGGAGGGGAAUUCCCCAGACGCAGGAACAACAGAGGACGGUUCCGCACCAGAGUGUUCCGACCUAGACCCCAGGGAGAGGGAGAGGGAGAAGGAGAGGAGGGAACUGAACAAGUCCGCCCCCCACGUCGUCGUCGUCCACGCCCUCCCAGAUGUCCCCGUCAUAGCCAGGGCGAGGAAGGAGGCAGCGAAGGACAAGAAGUAGUGCAACAAGUACAGCAAGUACCACAGGAAACUCCCAACCAGCCGCCCCCGGAGGAGAGCACUGAGCAGAAAGACUGAGCACUGGCUUACUAAAGCGUGUAUUAUGCUGCACUGUAAAAAGCUGUAUUUAUCGAUUGUCUUUCUAAAUUAUACCAGAUGUUUCUACAACUUUACCUCUACGGACGAUUUAGUAUACAUCACGAUCAUGUCAUACCACCAGUUUCUGUUGUCAUCUGUACUAUAUUUGCUCACCUCUCUGUUGGAGGCAUGAUUAUCAUUUUGUAAUGCUGAUAAUAUCCACCAUGAACUUAAAUUAAUCAAA
Messenger RNA from Halichondria panicea, 1375 nucleotides. Its product is annotated as Y-box-binding protein 1-like. Lineage: Eukaryota; Metazoa; Porifera; Demospongiae; Suberitida; Halichondriidae. The transcript has 10 exons. The record is from RefSeq and is a predicted model, not a curated record. Gene Ontology annotation, cellular component: nucleus. Gene Ontology annotation, biological process: regulation of gene expression. Bases 160 to 1131 code for a protein of 323 amino acids. Gene Ontology annotation, molecular function: nucleic acid binding.